AGGACUAGGUCCCAGCCAUCUCCCAAGGCCCCACGCACGCUCCAGCACCCCAACUCCAGCCACAGCGCCAUGGGCGAGUGGGCGUUCCUGGGCUCGCUGCUGGACGCCGUGCAGCUGCAGUCGCCGCUCGUGGGCCGCCUGUGGCUCGUGGUCAUGCUGAUCUUCCGCAUCCUGGUGCUGGCCACGGUGGGCGGCGCCGUGUUCGAGGACGAGCAGGAGGAGUUCGUGUGCAACACGCUGCAGCCCGGCUGCCGCCAGACCUGCUACGACCGCGCCUUCCCGGUCUCGCACUACCGCUUCUGGCUCUUCCACAUCCUGCUGCUGUCGGCGCCGCCGGUGCUGUUCGUCGUCUACUCCAUGCACCGCGCCAGCAAGGGGCCGCGCGGCGCGGACGCCGAGCCCGAGGCGGGGGCCGCGGGGGGCGCGGCGGGGCGCGGGGGGCCGGCGGGCGGGGGCGCGCGCCGCUGCUACCUGCUGAGCGUGGCGCUGCGCCUGCUGGCCGAGCUGGCCUUCCUGGCGGGCCAGGCGCUGCUCUACGGCUUCCGCGUGGCCCCGCGCGUCGCGUGCGCCGGCGCGCCCUGCCCGCACACGGUCGACUGCUUCGUGAGCCGGCCCACCGAGAAGACGGUCUUCGUGCUCUUCUACUUCGCCGUGGGGCUGCUGUCCGCGCUGCUCAGCGUGGCCGAGCUGGGCCACCUGCUCUGGAAGGGCCGCUGCCGCCCCGCGGCCGAGCGCGACAACCGCGGCCCCCGCGCGCGCGAGGAGGCGCAGAAGCUGCUCCCGCCGCCCCCCCCGCCGCCCCCCGCGCUGCCCCCGCGGCGCCCCGGCCCCGGCCCCGACGCCCCGCCCGCCUACGCGCACCGGGCCCCGGCCGGCCCCGGCGAGGGCAGCGGCAAGGCGACGCCGGGCGCGGGCCGCCGGGACCUGGCCAUCUAG
Messenger RNA from Talpa occidentalis (Iberian mole), 936 nucleotides. RefSeq names its product gap junction protein delta 3 (gene GJD3). Bases 70 to 936 code for a protein of 288 amino acids. The record is from RefSeq and is a predicted model, not a curated record. Gene Ontology annotation, biological process: cell communication. The transcript has 2 exons. Gene Ontology annotation, cellular component: connexin complex. NCBI's taxonomy places the organism in Eukaryota, Metazoa, Chordata, Mammalia, Eulipotyphla, Talpidae.